AUGGCAACUUUAAAUAAUGUAUUAAAAGCUAUAGAAGCUUUGAAAGUAGCUCAAGAAUCGAACACUAUUCUGUCAGAUUCAAGCGCAAGGAAAGAUAAAUUAGCAUGUUGCAUGACGAUAGCAGAAGGAAUAUGUUCACCAACUGUCAAGGCAGCAGCCAAGUUUCCUCAGGUUCUUAGUCUUUCAAUUGAAAUAUUAUUAACAUUGUGCAAUGAUGUUGAAUCUGAUGUCAGAAUGGUAGCAGAUGAAACUUUAAAUAAAAUUAUAAGGGCAAUGGCAGAUAGUAAUAUUGCCAAAGUUCAAAUGGAACUUUAUAAUGGAAUAAAAAGGAAUGGACCAGCUAGAACAUUGAGAGCCGCUCUCUGGAGAUUUGGUCUUCUUAGUCAUAUGAUUCGUCCUGCAAGAGGGAAAGCAUAUGUAUCUAAUUUAAUACCAUGCAUAGUAACUAUUGUACAGCGUUCAGAGGAGUCUGUAAUUGAAACACUAUCACAAUCAUUACCAUUAAUUAUGAAAGCACUAGGGCCAUUUAUGACAGACAAUGAUGUCAAGACACUGUUGAAAGCAUUGUUUAAAAAUGUAUUCUCUGUACAAGCAGCAUUUCGUAGGGCUGCAGCAAAUAUGAUUUUAGCAACAUGUUUGAAUUGCCGGAAACCACAGUUUUUUUUAAAUUAUGUGUUGAAGCAUCUUCUAGUAUGUAUAAGCGAGGACGAGGGUCGUACAGCAACGAUAAUUGGUAUAUUUGGAUGUAUAAGAAUAAUUUUACCGUAUAUGUGCAAUCCUUCAGAAGUUGAAGAUGAUGAUACAGUACAGAUAGAUACUUUGUUACAAAUUUAUGAACUAUGUUUACAUUAUACCAAAUGGCAUUCUGAUCAUAAUGUUAUAAAUGCUGUUUUGGAAACGCUGACUCAGCUUUUGAAAUCACCUCCAAAAGCUUUAGUAUCUUUAUUGUUAUCAAAUCCAGGUAUAACACAUAGUAGAAUAGCAUUGAAUCAAAAUGAAAUGUCAUUAUCCUUAAGCCAAGCAAGUACAUCUAGUAUUGCCACUGCUUAUGGAGAAAAUUCUGAAUGUACUUUAAAUUUACUCGAUUCUGAUAUACCUGAAAUAAAUUUAAAAAUAGAAAAAUGGAUAUUAGACUCCGAGACGGUACUUCCCUCGGGGCAAAAUGUGCAAACUUCAAGAGAAAGUUCAAACGAAAUUAUAGAAAUGAAAGGAAAAAUUUUGGAAAAUUACAGUGGUUUAAAAAUUGGAGCUAUUGACAAUGAAGCGAUCGAAGAGGGUAGUGAUGUCGGAAGUGAAAUAGAAAAAUCCGAGAAAAAUUCACAUCCAGGUUUACAGAAUGUGGAAGGAAAAGAAGCAGAUGAUUCUGAAGAAAUCUCAUGGUCUAUGGCUUCUACUAAGAAGCUAUCUUUGGAUUUCUCGUCACGGGAAAUAGACGUUGGAACUUUUACAGAUCCUGAUAUACCUUUGAAAUUUUGUUGUCGUUAUUUGGUGUCAUCUUUUCUCUUAACUGGCAACGCUGGUCAUGUAAUACCAGAUAAAUAUUUUCGCGUUAGUGUAAAAUCUCUCGCUUUAACUUGCGUGGCUUAUAUUUUAAAACUUUGUCCAAAUCUGUUUUUAAUUCCUGUUGCCAAAGAAUCGAAUCCUAACGAGAACGAACAAAUGAUAACGGAUAUCUUAUUGUUUGCAAAUCAUCCAGAUCCUCAAAUUAGGGGUAAUAUAUCAAUUAUUAUUGGUACUUUCCUGAAAUCCGUGUAUACUCAAUACGGUGGGUCUUUUAAAAAGUUUGAAGCAGAUAUUACAAAUAAGAAAGUACGUGGAAGUAUAUCGUUAGAGAAUUUAAUUAAACUACUUAUAAAGGGAUUAGAAGAUGAUUCUGCUACGACAUGUCGACAAACGCUAACGGCAUUCACUUUAUGUCUGCCAGAAUUGUUAGAAUCUGUUGACAAUAAACAUGGAAUCACCGUGUUAACUGCAUUACCUCAGCUAGUAAAGAAUCCAUAUUUUUUGGUAAAAGUUAAAUUAGUGGAAUUAUUGAGUGAGAUAUCGUACGUUACUAUAGAACAUAUAACUGGUGGAACAAUGUUCCAAGAACAUUUCAUUGAUGUUAUCAUAACGCUACUAGGUGAUCAAGAUCAAAGAAUUAGACAUGCAGCAUCAGAUGCUAUUGUAAAGAGUAUUCCUCUGUUACAUUUUCAACAGCCACACGACGAUGUAAUCACACGAAAAGCUGUACAAUACACGGAACAGUUUUUAAGCGCUGUGACCAGAAGUUCCGUGGAAUUGUCCUCCUGUCAGGAGAAACAAAAAUUCUUUAUAAACACGUCUAUACAGCCAUUUGCAGCUUUGAAUUCUCACAACGUAGUGAACUAUCGUCCGAACGUAGAGUACUCUUUGUCAAUUGUAAUCAACAUGCUGGCAGAGAUCCUUGGAAUACAAUCGUCAAAGUAUUUAGUGUACGGUUGUUGCGAAGCUCUGUUUCGUUUAAGCGACGCGUAUAGCACUACGGUAUACAUUAGAGGAUGGGAUUGUGUAUCACCAAAAACAUUAUUGAAAAAGUCCCAGAAAAAAAGCGGUAGCCGUUUAGAUAUUAGCGAGUCAAAUUUUACAAGCGACAUGAUGCCAUCGUCUGUGAGCAACGGUCUUUUAUCUUUAGCAUUACCUUUACUAUCGUCAUCUCCUAUAAGCUUAGACUUAUCAACGCAUAAACAUCUUAUUCUACUUGCUGGAAACCUUGCAUCAGGUCUGGCUUUUUGCAAUUUCAAACCGAGCGAUCCGACUAAACCUUGGUGUGGCACGUUUAAGGAUAAACAAAUAGAAUUGUUGUUAAUACAUGUUACGCGAAUGUUAAAUAUAUUUGUUCAUAUAAUUGAUGAUGUACAAUUGACACAAACCAGUACAAAAACAACGUUACUGUCCCUGUCGUCCACGCAAACUUUAUCUCCGAAGAAGAAGAUAAUGAUGUCCGAACCAAAGUCGAAAGAGAAAGGAGAAAAGUUUGGAAAGGAGCAAACGGGCGCGUUCGUUUCGCUACCGCAUUACAUGAAAAUGUAUGAGAUUCUUAAAGCGGCACACAUGAAUUACAUAGCUACCCUUGAGCCGCAUGCCAGUGAAAUGUACUUGUCCCUGUUAAACGCGAUUCUAGACGUCCUUUCGCAAAUUCUUGAAAUUAUAUCGGUUAAUGAAGCUGCUCAAAUCGCAGAAGAAAUUUUGUAUUAUCUACAAAGUACCGUGGUACUAUCACCGACUGCGACUGUCCAAUGUGUUCAGCAACUGUUGAAGUGUUUAUUCAGUACAAACGUGUGUGCACAGUGGAAUGAAUUGAACGUACAAAAGAAUUCAGACAGGAUGACAGUACCGUGGGAGGACAUCGAAGGAUUCUACAAUCACUGUUUUCAAAAUCCUGCGAGACAAAUGGCGGACACUAUCAAAUCUAUGGGAAAUAAUUGCAGAGGAGAAAACGAACCGGAUACUGGAUGGGUAGGCUUGUUACGUAGGAAGGGAGAUAGAAAAUUUUCUUCUAUUUUUAAGAAUUUGGCACGAUCGUCAGAUCAGAAAAGUUCCGUAGCUUCGUUCAUUCGUCUAUUCGAACCGAUGGUUAUAGAAUCCUUAAAACAGUACACUGUAACGAGUAACGUGUCGUUACAGUGUCAAGUAUUGAUGCUGCUCAGUCAAUUAGUGCAAUUACGAGUCAACUAUUGUCUGCUGGACUCUGAUGGAAUAUUCAUUGAAUUUGUGCUAAAACAAUUCGAAUUUAUCGAGGAGGGUCAUGUGCAGCAAACGGAGGAUCUUCUGCCAAAGAUCUUCAAUUUCUUGGUGCAUUUGUCCUAUGAGAAAAACCAUUCAAAAGCUAUAAUAGGAAUCCCAAAGAUCAUUCAAUUAUGCGACGGACUUAUGGCAAGUGGUCAGCCAGCAUUGACACACUGUAUACCGGCACUGGCUCCAGUGGUGGAAGAUGUAUUUUUAAUUCGUAAUGCAAGCUCAAAUCCGGUAGAACAAAGGGAACUGGAGACAACGAGAGAGGUUCUAAUUUCGAUGCUGUUACGACUCGUCGAGUAUUACCAAAUCAUCGAGCUUUUGGCGUUAUGUUUGACAGAGUCUAGGUUCAGUGGAGAUGGUAACGGUGAAGAAAAAUGGAGAAGAUGGUCAAGACUGACGAUGGACUCUGUCCUUCCUAUGUUAGCAUCAGGAAAAAUUCGAAUAGAAUCAGAGAAAGCGCACGUCGCUUUAGUUAAAUUGUUGGCGGCCAUUUCCCCCACAGUGCUCAGGCCAGUUGACCCACUUUUGAAAGUACUUCUCGUUGUACCGGAUUCUUUAGAUACGUCGAGUUUGAAAUUGAAACGGUGGUUAGGGAUGAUUAACGUUGUCUUGUUGUCUCUGAUUGCUUGUUCGAAGGAGGAGGCAAUGCUUGCCCGGCUUUCUGAUCUAAGUAGUACAAAUAUAUCCGAAUUAAUGCACUCGUUUCUUCUUCCGAAAUAUCCCUCCUGUCCUGAAACUUCUGAUCCCCUGAACGUUUUAGACAGCCAGUCCGUUGAAAUACCACCAGAGAGAAUAUUAGCUAGGUUUAUAUUUAAGGUAAUUAGCUUGGUAGGUUCGAAAGUAUAUAAUCUCCUUGGAUUGGUCGACCAUCAACGUCAACAGAACGAUCCGUAUAUUGGAUUUUCAGAAUCUAUGGAGGAUGAUUGGUAUUUGAUUCAUCAAUUUUCGUUCUUUCUGCAGUUGUGCAUACACAUGUUCGAGUCUGGAAGCCACUGUAAAGUAGCCAAUGCCACUAUACAGAUGAUUCAGGGUCGAAAUGUUCUCGAAGAAGAAAAACUACCGAUAACCGACUUGAAUUGUCUGAUGUUAAACAUUGGAAACAAGUGUCCAACGUUAACUUGCCAGUGGGCCUAUGUAAUGACUUUAUUAGGGUACAAUGAAAUGAACUUUUGGUCAAAAGUAUUGGGUACUCGUACACGAUCCGAGUACAUUGUGCAUUGUUCUCCAAGCGAAGAAAAGGCAAGCGAUGAACAGGCCAGCAGUAUCAAUAUUCAGAUUAUCCGGAAGGGUGGUAUUAUACUGUUCUGCGAUUACGUCUGCGAGAAUUUGAACGACGCGGAACCUCUGACAUGGUUACUGGUUAAUCAUAUAAAGGAAACGGUGAAUAAUGCCAUCGAAUCUCCCGUCAGAGAUCUAUUGACAGCAGCUAUACACAGAAAUCCUGCUGCGAGUGGAUUGUUGGUGCAAGCAAUUGCUACUAAAUGCACAGAUUUGUCGCAACCGAGUUUCGUCAAGCGACUUUUCCAGUGCAUAGAAGGCGCUCAUCACUCUCAAAGUGGAGCUGUUCUAAUGACUCUGAUACCAAGAUUAUUGUCCACCAAAUAUCUUGCUUUAUCUAGAAUGGCAGCGAAAAUAGCUAGUCGAAGAGUAGAGAUUUUAUUGACCACACCUGCAGCCGAUGUGACGAAACAAUUGUCGAAAGAGGAUUUCGUUAAGAUCAUGGAGACUUUGCAGUCUACUAAACUUGCAAAGAAACACGGGGGAUUGGUCAGCCUGUUAAAUAAAUUAGGAGUGCAAUAUUAUGACUUGUCUCCUCUGGAACUUGAUCAGUGUAGACCAUUUAAACCAUCCAGCGUGAAAAGUAUACAGUUGGAUCGUAAUUGGUUCUUGUCUCAGGUGAAAUUACGAUGUUGCAAUCCCAAUGCUAGCCAGAACCCAUUAGAGGCGGCGGAAUUAUUGAGAGAUUUAGAUUUCGAAGAUUGUCUCGGUAUCCUGUCUUCCAAAGAAUUCAACGUUACGAUCCUCAAGCCUUGCAUAAUAUUAGGCGUACAAACGACUGUCGAAAAGUGCCAGAAGCUCGAAUUUGGUGUAGCACAGAAUGAGAAAGACUUCAACUUCGAGACUAGCCCGUUAUAUAGUGCCGCGAAGCAAUGUUUAUUAGAGCAUGUUCGCUAUGUGACCGAUUUAAUGCCGAAACCGCAUCAUGUUUACAAUCCAACGGAAUCUCAUUCGAAGGAGUCCAAGUACACGCUUCGUUUCGUCGAGCUUCUGUACGAGUCCGCUUAUUGGGAUAUACUUUUCAUGUUGAUACCAGCUGUGAAGAUAUACAUGAAAACGUUGGAAAAGCUAGCGAAUUAUAAUUUAGCGAAAAUCGAUAGAAAAUGUGAGGAAGAUCUGGCGAAAUUUGCGAUUCUGUGCUUAGAAUUAACACACUGGUUGGUACACCGUGACCAGACGAGUAUAAAAAAAUUGAGGCCAAAAGAUAUAGAGGUUGCGUUGAGCUGUGCAUCAGAGAUCUUGAAACAUCCUGGCCCGAAUAAAAUCUUUGGGGAAAACGCGAGGUAUUCGUGGGUUUGUAGCGGCGCUGCUUCAUUAACAAGAACAGUAGGAUAUUUGUUAACAACGAUCGACGCUUUACCAGUGGUAGACACGCGUGCUCUAGAACCGGCGCUCGGAGACGAGGAUACGAAAGAUUACGCUCGAGCGUGCGCUCGAAUGGCUUGCCUGGUCGCUUGGUUGGAAAAGUGUCAGAAGGAAGGAUCGUCGAAAAAUAUUCCUCGAUAUCUCUUCGACACGAUAAAAGACUUGAUCGUGAGUAUAGCUCGGCAACCAUUGGUAAAUUCUUUCAUCUUAACCCCGCCACUGGUAUGGAAACAAAAUUGGAAGGUUGUUGGCUCUGGUCCAACCAAAUGUUACUUCCCAUUAUUACCCUCUGAAUCGAAUCUCCUUCAGGAGGUGGAAAUCUUGGAGCAAUUUAUUUAUAGGAUCAAUUUGUUAGGCUGGGUUUCGCGUUUGCAGUUCGAGGAAAUAUGGAUGGCACUUUUAGGAGUGUUGAAUAUUUCUCAAAACGAGAACGUAUCAUCCGAAGAUAUUCCAGUGUUGAUUCAAGCGAGUAGUUUAGCUCUACAGGCCAUAACUAGAUUAUUGUUGCAAACUUUACUUCUUCCUUACCCUGGAAAUCCAAGGGCUAGCACUUUGAUGCAUCAUCCGAGGGAUCCUCAGUUAUCGGUUCAUAAAAUCAGCUCGCAGAAAUUGUACGCGAUUCAAGAUUUGCUCACGUGGAAAUACGAGUGUGUGAACGAUUCAGAAAACAUCGGUGGAUUUAACAUGGAUCAUAUUUUUCAUCGAGGAAACGUGGAAAGAGUAGCAAGCUCGAAUAAAUAUACGUACAGUCAACUCUCCGUUUCUUACUUGUGGUCUCAGUGCAACUUGUACGAGGACAAGUUAAAUGCCUCCGUCCUCAACCUGAAGAACAGACGAAACGACGCGUUGAUGUCCGCGUCGCUUGAUAUAGAUUCCUGUCUUCGUUUCCUGGUGGAACUUUACACGUCUUGGAUGUCUCCUCAAGCCAACACACCUAUACACCUGCUCACGGAGGUUGUUAAAUCUAUUCUAGCAAUUUCUGAAUUGUUCGUGGAAAGAGGUCAGUAUCAAUGGAUGCUGGACAUGUGUUUGGAUAUAUCCAGGAUUCAUCCCACGGAGAACAUUAUAUUGCAUCAAUAUUUGGUGGUUUCUGUGUGCAAGGCUGCUGCAGUACUAACACCAUUGGACUUUGAGACGUUGGAUAAGGUUAAGCGAUUAGUAGACGCGAAUCUUAAGUCAGGCUUUUUGCCUGCGAGGGUAUCCGCGCUACAUGGCUCACUGUACCUCUUACAAAGUGCUGUACUUGCAAAUUGCGAGGAGACGAUGAAUAUUAUACACCCUUUAGCGAUAGAGUAUAUACAGAAACAUCUAGAUGCGCAAGACUCGAUCGGCGUAUUAAAUCAAAAUGAAGAACAUCAGGGCGUGAUGUGGGCUUUGGUAUUUUUUUUACUGGAACACGCGGAAGACACACCUCCAGAUACAGAAGCUCCGGCUGUGUUAAAAUUAGUUCUCACUUUACUCACGUCUCAAAAUAUUUCUUGUAGCUUGCAUCAAACGCUUAUGCAGGGACUCGAGCGACUCGUAGCAACGAAGACCGUGAUCGGGAAGGUUGCUGAACAGAUAGUCAAAGUUGCGAUCGAUCGGUUGAAACAGCCUAGUCCCAUGCUGUCGUUACCAGCGUUGCAAUUGUUGUUGACCUGCAUGUACACAGAAGCGGCAGAUAAGUUGAACCAGCCGGAAAUUGAGGAGCCUUUACCGGACGUGGAACCAGAGGCUUUGGUUCGAUCCAUAGAGCGCACUUCUGCGAUUUUCGACAAAAUUAGGAGAGGACAUUCGAUGGAAGUGGAACUUCUAUGCACGGUUUUGUCAGGUGUUCUUGGAGACUUCUUUCCACCGUCUGAAAUUUUGACUAAAGUGAUAGGAGAAUUUUUGUCGCCGCAGCAGCCUCAUCCACGACUACUUUCCGCCGUGGUCUUUAAAGUUUGCGAAAGAGCGUGCACUUGCGCGCAAAUGGAACUUCUUCAAGACUGGGUCGUAUUUAGUUUACCAAACUUUAUUCAGAGUUUACCGGUGACGAUGUCAACCUGGUGCUUGUCUUGUUUUUUUAUUAGUGCAUCUACGAACCAUUGGCUGAGAGCCUUAUUUCCUUAUAUCCAAUCGAGAAUUGGUAAAUACGAAUACGAAGAUAAAAAGAUACUGUGCAUCGCUGCUUCCGAUUUUUAUCACAAGCUACAAAAGGAAACUCAAAGGAAGGCUUUUGUGGAAACUUUCGAAGCAGCGGCAAAGGAACCUGGAACACCGUUCAGCGACAUUUUAGCGUCCCUCUAGCUAUGUAGUUUCAUUACUGGAUCACCGUCUCGAUACGAGAAGAUUCAAUC
Molecule: messenger RNA, 8717 nt
Organism: Habropoda laboriosa
Lineage: Eukaryota; Metazoa; Arthropoda; Insecta; Hymenoptera; Apidae
Gene: htt
Product: huntingtin
Exons: 15
Coding region: 1-8667 (2888 amino acids)
Cellular component (GO): cytoplasm; nucleus
Source: RefSeq, a predicted model, not a curated record